This is a messenger RNA of Capronia epimyces CBS 606.96, 1647 nucleotides long. RefSeq lists its product as uncharacterized. NCBI's taxonomy places the organism in Eukaryota, Fungi, Ascomycota, Eurotiomycetes, Chaetothyriales, Herpotrichiellaceae. The transcript has 5 exons. The record is from RefSeq and is a predicted model, not a curated record. The coding region runs from base 1 to 1647 and encodes 548 amino acids.
AUGAUGCAGUGGUCGAAAGUAGCCGAAGAAGCUCAAAACACAGUGCUGGAUGCCAUCCCAACGGCCUGGCGUCUUGCUCCGACAAGCAAACCCAAGUCUCCUGCCGCGAGUGUCAUCCAUGUGCCACGAGACUGCGGAGUGUUGACUCCAAAACAAAUCGAAAUCACCGAACAAAGUCUGGUUGCAUUGACGGAGAAGAUCGCUCGUCGAGAGUUGACUAGCGUUGAGGUCACCGAGGCUUUCUGUGCCAGAGCAGCUAUAGCUCAUCAGCUUACAAAUUGUUUGACGGCCUUCUUCCCCGAUGAAGCCCUCCUUACAGCCAAGGCUCACGAUGAUCAUUAUGCUGCUACUGGCAAAGUUCUCGGACCACUGCAUGGUGUUCCCCUGGCGAUCAAGGAUCAGUACCACGUUCGAGGGCAUGCGUCGACUUUGGGCUAUGUUGCUAAUUACGAGAUCGUGUCGCAAGAGGAUGCUGCCAUCGUUAGGGUGCUUCGGGACUCCGGGGCGGUAAUAUUUGCUCAGACUACAAUGCCUCAGACAGGUAUGGCCCUGGAAACCAGCAGCCCGCUAUGGGGUACGACGAUCAAUCCUUACAACGGACUACUGGUAUCUGGAGGCUCUUCGGGCGGAGAUGCUGUACUGGUUGCUAUGAGAGGUAGCCCAGUCUGCCCAUCCUCCGACAUAGGCGGCUCAAUCAGAGUUCCUGCCGCGUUCAAUGGACUCUACUCGAUCAAACCCUCGGCGGAUAGAAUAUGCAAGACUGGUCUGAGCACGACUUUGGGUGGCCAGAUAUCAAUCAAAACAUCUUGUGGCCCGGUAUGCCAUAGCCUCGAUGAUCUGAAGUUGUUUGUCGAAAUCAUCAAUGCAUACCCUCGUCUGCAGUUCGAACCGGCUGUCGUGCCCAUGCCUUGGAGACACCUUGAGCCACCUCAACGCAAACUUACAGUUGCCUUGUGGAAAUUUGAUGGCGUGUGUAUGCCGCAUCCACCCAUCGUACGGGCUCUGAAAGAGACGGCUGAGCAAUUGAUCGCUUCUGGGCAUGAAGUAAUCGAGAUCAACCUUCCACUUGACAGCUGGAAAGUGGCUUUGACAACGUGGAAGUUAUACUUCCAGACUGGUGCUUUGGAACUGAAAGCACGACUCGCAGAAGGCAAUGAGGAGAUGUUGCCUUCUCUUAAACGUCAUCUCGAGGUGUUCGGCAUCAAACCUCUGACUGCAGCGGAGUCAUUUGGCCUGAAUCGUGAGAUGAUGGAAUACAAGACAACAAUGUCUAACUGGUGGAGUACAUCAUCAAGAACAAGCAGAGGCCGGCCGUUUGAUGCAAUCAUUGCACCGGUGCAUCCUUCAGCUAGCUACACCCACAACUUCCCGUCUUGGUGGGGGUAUAGCUCCAUCUGGAAUAUCCUUGAUUAUCCAUCCUUGACUCUGCCCUUGAAGAAAUUCCGAAUUGCGGCUGAGCUCGACCCAAAGGAUCUCACAUAUACGCCGUUGGACAAUCCAUUUGAUAAAGCGACUUAUGAAAUGUAUGACCCGAAGCUUUUUGCUGCUCAACCUGUCUGUUUGCAAAUAGUCGGAAGGCCUUUCCAGGACGAAGAGCUUGUAUCUGUCACAGAGGUCAUUGAUAAUGUUCUGAACAGUGGCGUGUAA